Messenger RNA from Culicoides brevitarsis, 4968 nucleotides. It is a transcript of the gene SCAP, whose product is annotated as sterol regulatory element-binding protein cleavage-activating protein. The record is from RefSeq and is a predicted model, not a curated record. Lineage: Eukaryota; Metazoa; Arthropoda; Insecta; Diptera; Ceratopogonidae. Gene Ontology annotation, biological process: SREBP signaling pathway; regulation of cholesterol biosynthetic process. Gene Ontology annotation, cellular component: Golgi membrane; endoplasmic reticulum membrane; SREBP-SCAP complex. Bases 701 to 4708 code for a protein of 1335 amino acids. The transcript is spliced from 6 exons. Gene Ontology annotation, molecular function: sterol binding; protein binding.
GUCGUUUGUUAUUGUUUUUCGCGCAAGAAAUAAUUUUAAUUUUCGUGAAUUUCCAUCGAUUUUAAUACCAAAAAACAGCGUUGCCUACAUGCAGCACGGACCGCUUUGUCGUGCAGAAAAGUAAUCGAAGUGUAAUCGCGGCGGAUUAAUGAUAAAUUGACGACCUUGAAAAACUCAAAAAAAUUAGUGAGCAGCAACAAGAAUAGUUUUUUUUGUUGUUAUACGUUGUCGGUUUCGGUCAUAGAACUCGACGACGCAUCGGAAUAACCCGGAAAAGUGCAAAUUUCGACGCAACGUUGCACGACGAUUGAAUAAUAUUCGAAUAAAAAUCGCUCAAUUCGCACACAAAACCAGAUUUAUCUCCCAUAUUCGUGCGAAUUUAUUGACGUAGAGCGGAAAAAGUGACGACGACCGCAUAAGUAGAUGUUUUUGCGAGUGCAGUAGAGAAGUGUCAUAAAGUGAAAAGUGUGUUGAUAAGUGAAUUUGCAAUAAAAUACAUACAAGGGAGAGCACGCGAGAGAGAGAUAAGUGUUCGGAGCGAUUAAAAAUCAUCGUAGAUUAAUCAAACAGACCAAAAAUAAUAAAAAAAAGAAAGACAGAUGCGAGAACAAAUUGAUGCACGACGAAAGAACAACCGAGUAAUAAAAUAACAAAAUAACACCCGAAAAAUUUUCAUCGCAUAUGAGUGUGUGGCUGAAGCAUGAGCAGCUUUUCGAUACAUGGGCGCGCUAACAGCAGCAACGAUGAUCCGCGACACAAAAAUCCGGAUGCGAAGAAGAAAAAUGCGACGACAACGGAACGUCUUCCAUCGCGAGUUGCCAAUUUGUACUACAAACACGGGCUUUUCUUAUCUUCCUAUCCCACGUGUGCCGCAAGUUUAGCGAUUUUACUUGCCAUCAUCUGUAGUUACCCGUUGUUAAAUAUUCCAUUGCCGGGCACAAUUCCGACGAAACUUGUCGUCCCGUUCGAGAAUCCGCACAAAGUUUUGCCACGCAACACGAAUUUCAGCACGUUGUUCCCGCUUUCGCCGUCAUUUAAUUUGUACAACAUCUCCAUUGAGCCUCUAACAUUCCCCUGGGCGCGCAUCGACCCGUAUAUUUAUGUGCAACAAAUCGUGUUUCGUGCCAGUGUUGCGCCAUGGAACGAUAAUUUGCAGCUAAUUGAUGCAUUUCGAGGUCCCUUACACGAAUCUUUCAAAUUAUUGGAAGUAAUUACGAAUCACGAGGACGAACAAAAAAAUACUCUCUCACGAUUGUGUUUGCAUGUGGAAAACGUUAAAAGACCCACUCAGCGAUCCGUGUUCCCCGAAUACAAUUGUUUGACUCUUUCCCCAGCGAAUUUUUGGCAACAAAACCCGCACGAGUUCAAUAAAGACACAAAUUUGUUAAACACAAUUUUCUCGUAUCACAAUUUCCAUAAGAGUAAAGUGUCGACGGCGGAAAUGUUGUUCGGGAUGCCGCUCAAGGAUUCAGGUUUGAAACGAUAUCCGAUGCGAGUGAGACCAAGAACGCUUCAAUUUGCCGUCACUUUGGUGUUGAACGAGUAUAAGCCGGAAUUUAUUCAAAGUUUGAGGGAGAAACUCGAGGGAUUGUAUCCGUUGCAUCAAGAUGGGAAUGGAAUGAAACACAAAAAGACCCUGAUGUACAUUUAUUAUCCGAGUGAAUUUAACAUGUUCGAGUUUGGACCGCUUUGUGGGGCAUUUGGCGUCGUUUUUAUCUACGUUUAUUUGACAAUUCGGAAAAUUGAGGUCAUCAGGUCGAGGAUUUUUCUGGCGUUGUCGAGCUGUUUAACAGUUUUAGGGAGUCUCAUAAUGUCUCUCGGCUUCUGCUUCUUCUUCGGUCUCACUAUCAGCACACAAUCCAAAGGAGUUUACCCAUAUCUCGUACUACUCGUGGGUCUCGAGAACAUUUUAGUCCUCACAAAGUCCGUUUUAAGCACCGACGAAACCCUCGACGUUAAAAUUCGCUUGGCACAAGGCUUAAGUCGCGAAGGUUGGUCCAUCACGAAGAAUCUUUUGACAGAAAUCACAAUCCUAACCAUCGGAUUAGCAACUUUCGUCCCCGUAAUUCAGGAAUUUUGCAUUUUUGCCAUUGUCGGAUUGAUUUCGGAUUUUUUCCUGCAAAUGUUGUUCUUCUCCACGGUGCUGGGGAUCGAUAUUAAACGCGUCGAAUACAGCGCCGAGGUGAAACAUUUCCCAAAAAUGUUGACAAAUAACAUGUAUUCGACAAAUCGAGCUGCCAAACCGAUGAGUGGCUUUUAUAGGUCACGAUCGCAUCCAAAACUCACCGCUAUGGUUGAUCCAACGCAGAAAUCUGGCGAUGGGGAGAAGAAAAAAAUUCCCAAAAGACUGCGUGUGGUGAACUUUUGGGCUCGUACGAGAUUUUUUCAGCGUGGAUUCAUGAUCUGGAUGGUACUGUGGAUCAGUAAUAUCAUCUACAACUCCGGGCUGAUCGAGAAAUUGUUCAUUAUUAAUACGGAAAAUUUGAAAAAUGGGACAAUACGACCCGGGGUUCAUGCUCCGGGGUCGAGAUAUGACCCGAAUUUGGAAAAAUACGAGUUUCCAAGGAACUUUUUCGAACAAAAAGGGGGCGAAACGAACGGCGUGGCGGAAGAAAAUGUCAUGAACAUGACGGAACAACUGAAUAAACUGCGACAUCCGGAGUACGACAUGAAUUUUCGCGUUUCAAACUUUCAUUGGUCCACGAUACUGAAGCAAUAUAACAUUUCGAUGAGCGGAAGGUAUGUAACGGUCUUACCAACGAUCCGUUUGUCGCACACAGUGUCGCCGGAGAUCGCCAUGCACUUGAGAAACCCCGAGGAGCAACUUCCGAAACAUUUUCAAUGGAAGGCAUUGGCUGUGGCAUUAGAUCCGCUUGACUUUAAUGACGCCGAUUCGCAAGAUAUUCCGCUUUACAAUGUUGGAAGUGUCCCGCUUUACCCAAAAACGCCCAUGGAAAUUGUUCUGACGACAAUUCUCGCUGUCGUGAGUAUAAUUUGCCUUUGUUACUCGAUGGUCGUCAUUUAUCGCUGCGUUUGUACGCGAAAUUAUGCGGAAUGGCGUGCCAGUUGGAACGAAUCUGAGUUCCCGUCGGAAGCAAGUACGGAUCAUAUCUUGGAUGCGUUGCCUGUACAAGUCGAUGGACAUCAAUCGCAAAUUGAAUGUGUCGUAACUGACGGAAAUCUCAUCGGAAGUUCCUGUUUACGGGGUCAACUGAAGGUUUGGGAUGCAAAUAACGGCGAACUCAUCAGUCACAUUGAUCGUCAUGCAUUUUUCGAGUCGCAAUUUGGGCAAUUUUCCGUUUCGCGACCCAAUUCCUGUCAUGCCAGCGAUAGUAGCGGCAGUUUAUCGGGUUCGCCGCCUUUGAAUGACUUCAAUUUGGCACCGCAACUGCUAAAUAACUACCAAAGAACGAGUUUGCAGCAAAAAACGCGUCGUUCCUUGGACCUGAAUGAGCUUAUGUACAAGCAACUGAGGUUGUCACCCACUUCCGGAGACCUGAUUAAUCGAAAACAACCCCUGAAACAUGGCUUUACGUACCUUUAUGACAACCGAAAGCAAGUGCCUCACACAAAAAAGCAUAAUUCCGUGUCGCCGAUGCGGAGUUAUCUUCAUAAUUUUACGUUAAAUUCCACUCCAAUCAUCCUUCAACGAUCUCACAGCUUGAAAAAUGACUCGGAUCAUGUCGUGCCGCAGCAAAAUCGAUCAUUAAAAGCUUCGCCCAUUUGGUGUUUGGAUUUUCAGGACAACCUAAUAGUCGUUGGAUGCGGCAAUGGACGAAUUGAGUUCUGGGAAGGCAUGUCGGGCAACUUUAAAUGCUUGUACGAGCCCGAAACUGUCGCUGCGGGAACCAAUUCCGGCGUCACAAACAUCAAAUUGGUCGGCGAUAAGGUUGUCGCAGUAAGACUGAAUGGGCGCAUCGAUUUUUUGCGGUUAGAAACGUACACGCAGGGCAGGCAGAUAGAUUGGGGAUUCACUUCGACAGUGAGACGAUCUCAUGCAAGAACAAGUUCCGCAGGGAGCAUUGGGCAGUUUAAUCAAUCGCAACCGAUGAUAAAAGAGGAGUUACGAUGCAUUUUGGAAGGACAUAAUAUUGGGCAUCAACAACCUGUGACGUGUAUCGAUGUUGUUGGUUGCACGGUGAUGACAGGAUCGCAAGAUCACACAGUUAAGGUGUUUAGAUUAGAGACAAGUUCCUUGUUGUACACGUUGCAUGGGCAUUGCGGGCCAAUUACGUCACUUUUUAUCGAUCGGUAUCAGUCUGGGACUGCAGGCAGUGGAUCUCAGGAUGGAUUGUUGUGUGUUUGGGAUAUAAUUACAGGUGCCUGCGUUUACAAAAUUGACGCACACGAAGACUCGAUCGUGUCGCUGGCUUGUUCCCCGAGUUACAUCAUUUCGCUCGGCUUGGAUGAACGACUCCGUGUAUGGGAACGCUUCCAAGGACACUUGUUAAACACCAUGAACGUGAUGCACCCAUAUUCUAGUCUUCUCAUGUUGACGCCAUCGUUACUCGUAACUGCACGUCCCGGCUCACUCGUCGUUUGGGACGUUCGCUUGGGCGAGCCAGUGCGCGAAGUGAAGCUCGACUGUGUUAAUCACCGAUUCUGUCCAAAAAUAUUGCUUUCCGCAUGCGGAUCCGUCGUUUGUGACUACGGAAAUCAACUGAGAAUCGUUAAAUUUCCUCUCGUUGCCAUUGACAAGUGUGAAUAAUUUAUUUUUUUUGACGGUUAAGCUAAUUUUAGUGUUUUUUCUAAUAUUUUUACGUUUUAAGGAAGUUAUUACUAUUUAUAAACUGACAAAUUCAACAAUGCACUGUAACAUUUAAGAACAAAACCAAACUAAAAAUACAAAUUUUCGUCUAAAAAAUCUAUUUUAAGAGCUAUUGUUAACGUUAGAUCGACUAAAGCGGAGAGUAAGAGGAGUAUUUAUCACAAAACGGAAUGCUAAGUAGCAAUAAAAAAAAUAAUUUA